CAAUCUAUGCCAGAAGCUUCACUUGAAGUUACUACGCGCUACCACAGUGACCUGGAGAGAGACAAGCUGCGCUUGCAAAAGGAGUUGGAAAAAAAGGUGAAAACUAAGACGCAGAAGCAGAACAUGCUGGCUCUGACAUCCAAGGACUUGCACAGCACGUGGGAGGAGCACUUGAAGUCAAGAUCCCACCUUGAAGAGCGCGUUGCUCAGCUGGACGAGGAGAAGGCUGAACUGUUGCAACAGAGGGAAAAUGGAAGUACAAAGUCAAAACAGCUGCCAGCUCUCCUCUGGUGUGGCUGAGAAAACACCAAGAGGAGGAAAACCAGCAUGUGGCUAAGUAAAUGGCCACACAGAAGAGGUGGAGGUAAUGGCCGAGGGGAAUAAAAUGUUGAAGAACUCCAAAAGAUCAGAUUCCUCCACAAGCCCCUGCCUGCUGGUUGCUGGAAGAUCCCAUGAAAGCUUUGGAUGGAUCCAUGUUCUCCCAUGAAGUGCAUACCUACGUAAUCCCUACUAUGAGCAGAGGCACUGCCAAAAGUGUUCUCCAGCAUCUUUUCCACCUGUUAUGUCUAGAAGAGGAUGGCCUUUGCUUCAGCGAGGGCAUCUGUUUCUGUAGUUACGUAUUGGUCUGUUUGAUGUGAAACCUGAAGGGAUGGAAUAUCCUCAGGAAUU
Molecule: messenger RNA, 669 nt
Organism: Falco peregrinus (peregrine falcon)
Lineage: Eukaryota; Metazoa; Chordata; Aves; Falconiformes; Falconidae
Product: ankyrin repeat domain-containing protein 26-like
Exons: 3
Coding region: 7-300 (97 amino acids)
Source: RefSeq, a predicted model, not a curated record